CAGACUUUACAGUACAGCUUAAGCUGAACUGACAAGAUAGCAGGCAAUACACAGAGGAAAGCAUAUAUUUCUCAUUUAUACUGUUUAGUGUUGCUGUGAACAUGAAGUUUACUUAUGAAAGUUUCACCUGUGUUUCAUGUCUGAUGGUCUUCACAAUCCAUGGAGAGAUCAUACCAGAGUAUUUAGCAGCCAUUCAACCAGGACAGUUUGUGCUUGACAGGAGAAACAUAAACACGCUUGGGCAGAAUAGCACAACUCCAAAGUCCCAUUAUAUUUUGAUGACAUUUAUUCCCAAGACAUCUAACCGUGUGAUCAGAAGAAAGAGGGAUUGGUUGAUUCCCCCUGUCAGUGUUUCAGAAAAUGAUAGAGGCCCAUUUCCACAGGAAGUGGUGAAGAUGAAGUCCACCGCUGCUGAAUCCAUGAAAAUGAUUUAUAAAAUCACAGGCCCUGGAGCAGAUGAGCCACCCAUUGGUCUUUUCAAAGUGGACAAAUUCACAGGUUGGUUAAGGGUCACCAAAAGCCUGGAUAGAGAGGAAACUGCAGAAUACAUUCUCACAACUCAUGCUUCAACAGAGGAUCAAAGCUACAUUGAAACCCCUGUCAAAAUUAUCAUCAAAGUUAUUGACCAAAAUGACAACAAACCCUUGUGUACCCAGAAUCCUUUUAUGGGAGAAGUCCAAGAAAGGGCAAAACAAAAUGUGCCUGUCAUUCAAGUGACCGCAAAAGACAUAGAUGAUCCAGAAACUGGAAAUGCCAUUGUGCGUUACAAACUGGUGAGUCAGAAACCCAACGGUGGGGUGUUUCACAUUGACCCAGCCAGUGGAGUCAUCAGCCUGGCAACUAUGGGCAUUUUGGACAGAGAGACUCAAAAUGAGUAUGAUCUGGCAGUGGAGGCAGCAGAUAUGGAUGGUCAUGGUCUUUCUUCCACCUGUACAGUUGUCAUUAAAAUUACUGAUAGCAACGAUCACGCCCCUAAGUUCAGACAAAAAAUGUAUGCAGGUACAGUACAAGAAAAUAAGGCUGGGGAAAUUGUUGCAAGGUUUGAUGUAACAGAUAGUGAUGAGCCUUCAACUGCAAACUCGGUGGCAAAGUUCACCAUCAUCCAGGGCAAUGAAAAAGGGUUCUUUAACAUCAGCACCGGCCCCAGCGGGAUGGAGGGAAUCAUCACAACAUCAAAAGGUCUGGAUUUUGAGCAAGACAACAGUUUCUCUUUGGUGGUGGUGGUCGAGAACGAGGUUCCUUUUGCGAUUCCUUUGGUCACCUCCACUGCUACGGUCACUAUCACUGUGCAGGACGUAAACGAGCCGCCUGUCUUUGAGCCUGCAAAGAAACAGAUCAUGAUUAAUGAGGACAUCGAAGUGGGCAGCACUAUCUCCAAAUACACCGCCAAUGACCCAGACACUGCUAGAGAGCAGCAAAUAAGAUAUAAGUUGCUUCAAGACUUUGCAAACUGGCUGGAGAUCACAGAGGACACUGGACUUAUCAGAGUCAAGAGCUCACUGGACAGAGAGGCCUUGUUCAUAAGAAAUGAACAGUACACAGUCUUAGUAAUGGCAUAUGACAAUGAUGAUGAGCCUGCCACAGGAACCGGCACAUUAGUGAUUAAGCUGAUGGAUGUUAAUGACAACGCACCAGUACUGGAGCAGCGCAGUGUCUCGAUGUGUCUCACAGAACCCAAGCCCAUCCGUCUGACCGUCACAGAUCCAGACGGGCCUGAAAACGGCCCUCCCUUCACCGUAAAGCUACUCACAGAGAAUCACAAAGAAUUUCACAGCAACUGGACUAUAAUCAGCAACUCCAGCAGCAAUGUGGUGUGGUUGAAGCCACUCAUAAGUCUGGCUCUUGGCAAAUACAACGUGGCAAUGCGUAUAUACGACUCUAAGAGUGUUUUUCAGGACUCUUCUAUCAUAGUGGAGGUGUGUGACUGUAAGGGUGGUGACGUAACCUGCUCCAGUGGUAUAUAUGGGGCUGUUGCUGGCGUCACUCUGACAGUCUAUGUGCUAGUGGCCAUCUUAUGCUUUCUUGUGCUGUUACUGUUGCUUCUUCUCCUGAAGAGGAGGUGUGGGAGAAAAGUUCAGUGGGAACAGUUCAAAGUGACACAAGAAGACAGGGACAAUAUUUUAUGUUAUAAUGAGGAAGGAGGAGGGGAACAGGACCAGGAGUUUGAUAUGGUCCUGUUGUGCAGACCAGAGGUUUUCUCUACCGAUAUUGCCCCGAUGGCCUCACCUACGGCCUUCUUUCGGCAGCAUCCAUAUGAGAAUGAAGAUAUUGAAAACUUCAUUUAUGAGAAUUUGCACACAGCGAAUAAUGACCACUAUGUGGCGCCGUAUGACUCCGUGCUGGUGUUUGCUCAUGAGGGUGAGGGGUCUGUAGCCGAAUCUCUCAGUUCCCUGCAGUCGUCCAUCAGUAAUGAAGAUCAGGACUUCCAGCAUCUGCAGAACUGGGGACCUCAGUUCAGGAGACUGGCUGACAUGUGUGCUGGAGAUGAGUGAUAUGUGUUCUGAUCACUAUAUAGGAGUAGUCAUAUAAGGGUUACCAAAAUGCUGUAAAUCAUUAAAGGAAUAGUUCUUCCAAAAAUGAAAAUGUGCUGAAAAUUUACUCUCCUUCAGGCCAUCCAAGAUGUAGAUGAGUUUGUUUCUUCAUAGGAUUUGGAAAAAUUUAGCAUUACAUCACUUGCUCACCAAUGGAUCAUCAGCAGUGAAUGGGUGCCGUCAAAAUAAGAGUCCAAACCUACAUGUUAACUGAUGGAAUGGAGUGGUGUGGAUUACUUGUUGAUUAUUGUGAUGUUUUUAAUCUGUUUUGACUCUCAUUCUGACGGCACCCAUUCACUACACAGGAGCAAGUGAUAUAAUGAUAAAUUUCAAAUUAAUUAAUUUUCAGUAACAAGCUGUGAGGGAUCAAUUUUGAUUGUGUUUGAAAGUAUAUAGCUAUGUUGUAGCCAUAUAUCUUGUUUUUCUUUUCUUUUCUUUUUUUAUUUCUUGUUUCUCAUUCCUGUAAUUUACAAUGUUUUGUUUGAUAAGAGAAAAUGUUUACACAUUUUAUUUCUGCAUUAUGCAACUGAAGCUGUUGAACUGACUGAAUGUACGUAAGAUAAGCACCUGUUUAUUUUUUUGUUCUGCAUGUGUUUACUUGUUUACUGAACAUUUGACUUUGAUUCAGUAGA
Molecule: messenger RNA, 3163 nt
Organism: Labeo rohita (rohu)
Lineage: Eukaryota; Metazoa; Chordata; Actinopteri; Cypriniformes; Cyprinidae
Product: B-cadherin
Exons: 15
Coding region: 102-2492 (796 amino acids)
Biological process (GO): adherens junction organization; homophilic cell-cell adhesion; cell morphogenesis
Cellular component (GO): catenin complex; adherens junction; plasma membrane
Molecular function (GO): cadherin binding; calcium ion binding
Source: RefSeq, a predicted model, not a curated record